AUGUUCCUCCCAAAGACCUCACUUCUACCCCUCCUCCUUCUCGUCUCAUCCUCAUCUUCCUCUUUUGUCAACGCUGAACCCGAUCGUCCUUCUGAGACAGACCAAGCUUAUACUAUCAUCUCUGACAAUAUUCACUCUUAUUCAGCCAUGUCUGUUGGAACCUACUCUCUUCCGGCGUUGCCGUACGCCUACGAUGCCCUUGAGCCCAGUAUCUCUGCUCAGAUCAUGGAGCUACACCAUUCCAAGCACCAUCAAGCCUACGUGACGAAUCUCAACGCCGCCCUCAAGAACUACGCCACCGCUACUUCGUCCAACGACAUCGCUGGUCAAAUCGCACUUCAGUCCGCCAUCAAGUUCAACGGCGGCGGCCACAUUAACCACUCUCUCUUCUGGGAGAACCUCUGCCCCUCAAGCUCACCAGACUCCAAGCCUGACAGUGCGCCUACCCUCAGCGCUGAGAUCUCCAAGACCUGGGGUGGCAUCGAGGCUUUCCAGGAAGCAUUCAAGAAGACGCUGCUGGGUCUGCAGGGCAGUGGCUGGGGAUGGCUGGUCAAGGAUACGCAGGGCUUGCGCAUCGUUACCACCAAGGACCAAGACCCUGUUGUAGGAGGGGAGGUGCCCAUUUUUGGUGUUGAUAUGUGGGAGCAUGCCUACUACCUGCAGUAUCUCAACGGAAAGGCUGCUUAUGUCGAUAACAUCUGGAAUGUCAUCAACUGGAAGACGGCCGAGGCUCGUUUCACUGGCUCCCGGGAGGAUGCUUUCAAGGUUCUGCGAGCUUCCAUCUAA
Molecule: messenger RNA, 786 nt
Organism: Fusarium coffeatum
Lineage: Eukaryota; Fungi; Ascomycota; Sordariomycetes; Hypocreales; Nectriaceae
Exons: 3
Coding region: 1-786 (261 amino acids)
Biological process (GO): superoxide metabolic process
Cellular component (GO): mitochondrion
Molecular function (GO): metal ion binding; superoxide dismutase activity
Source: RefSeq, a predicted model, not a curated record